Messenger RNA from Lepus europaeus (European hare), 3453 nucleotides. It is a transcript of the gene CNTN1, whose product is annotated as contactin 1. The transcript has 22 exons. Gene Ontology annotation, molecular function: cell-cell adhesion mediator activity. NCBI's taxonomy places the organism in Eukaryota, Metazoa, Chordata, Mammalia, Lagomorpha, Leporidae. Gene Ontology annotation, biological process: cell-cell adhesion; brain development. The coding region runs from base 1 to 3099 and encodes 1032 amino acids. The record is from RefSeq and is a predicted model, not a curated record.
AUGAUCAGCAGCUGUGGUUUGCACAGCCCUCAGAGGGACGUGGGAGUGCAGACCGCCAGAGCAAGACUUUCACACUCCCCAGCACGGAGCGACUGUGAACACCGCGUGUUCCUGAGUGGCCACAGGCCCUUGGGACUUUCUGAGGAAGACAAAGGGUUUGGACCCAUUUUUGAAGAGCAGCCGAUCAAUACUAUUUACCCAGAGGAGUCGCUGGAAGGCAAAGUGUCGCUGAACUGCCGGGCGCGGGCCAGCCCCUUCCCCGUGUACAAAUGGAGGAUGAACAAUGGGGACGUGGACCUGACAAGUGACCGAUACAGCAUGGUCGGAGGAAACCUGGUCAUCAACAACCCAGACAAGCAGAAAGACGCCGGAGUGUACUACUGCCUGGCCUCCAACAACUACGGCAUGGUCAGGAGCACGGAGGCCACCCUGAGCUUUGGAUAUCUGGAUCCUUUCCCACCCGAGGAACGUCCUGAAGUCAGAGUGAAGGAGGGGAAGGGGAUGGUGCUCCUGUGCGACCCCCCGUACCACUUCCCAGAUGACCUUAGCUACCGCUGGCUUCUCAAUGAAUUCCCGGUAUUUAUCACAAUGGAUAAGCGAAGAUUUGUGUCCCAGACGAAUGGAAAUCUCUACAUUGCGAAUGUGGAGUCUUCAGACAAGGGCAACUACUCCUGCUUUGUGUCCAGCCCUUCCAUCACGAAGAGCGUGUUCAGCAAAUUCAUCCCGCUCAUUCCCAUACCCGAACGGACGACAAAGCCCUACCCCGCUGAUAUCGUGGUUCAGUUCAAGGACGUGUAUGCGCUGAUGGGCCAGAAUGUGACGUUGGAGUGCUUCGCGCUUGGAAAUCCUGUUCCUGAUAUCCGAUGGCGGAAGGUUCUGGAACCGAUGCCCAGCACGGCCGAGAUCAGCACCUCUGGCGCCGUCCUCAAGAUCAUCAACAUUCAGCUGGAAGACGAAGGCCUGUACGAGUGCGAGGCUGAGAACAUCAGAGGGAGAGACAAGCACCAGGCAAAGAUCUACGUGCAAGCGUUCCCCGAGUGGGUGGAGCACAUCAACGACACGGAGGUGGACAUCGGAAGCGACCUCUACUGGCCGUGUGUGGCCACAGGGAAGCCCAUCCCGACCAUCCGCUGGCUGAAAAACGGAUACGCGUACCACAGAGGGGAGCUGCGGCUGUACGACGUGACCUUCGAGAAUGCCGGGAUGUAUCAGUGCAUAGCUGAGAACACGCACGGGGCCAUCUACGCGAAUGCCGAGUUGAAGAUCUUGGCCUUGGCCCCAACAUUUGAAAUGAAUCCCAUGAAGAAGAAGAUCCUGGCUGCCAAGGGAGGAAGGGUUAUAAUCGAAUGCAAACCCAAAGCCGCGCCCAAACCAAAGUUUUCCUGGAGCAAAGGGACCGAGUGGCUGGUCAACGGCAGCAGAAUCCUCAUCUGGGAAGACGGCAGCCUGGAAAUCAACAACAUCACGAGGAGCGAUGGAGGCGUCUACACCUGCUUUGCAGAGAACAACAGGGGAAAGGCGAAUAGCACCGGAACUCUCGUCAUCACAGACCCCACGCGGAUCAUCUUGGCCCCACUGAACGCGGACAUCACCGUCGGGGAGAACGCCACCAUGCAGUGUGCCGCGUCCUUUGAUUCUGCUCUGGAUCUCACGUUUGUGUGGUCCUUCAACGGCUACGUGAUUGACUUCAACAAGGAGAACAUCCACUACCAGCGAAAUUUCAUGCUGGAUAACAACGGGGAGCUGCUCAUCCGGAACGCGCAGCUGAAACACGCGGGGAGGUACACGUGCACGGCCCAGACCAUCGUGGACAAUUCCUCGGCCUCCGCGGACCUCGUUGUGCGAGGCCCCCCAGGCCCCCCAGGUGGCCUGAGAAUAGAAGACGUCAGAGCCACGUCUGUGGCACUCACCUGGAGCCGCGGUUCCGACAACCACAGUCCCAUCUCCAAGUACACCAUCCAGACCAAGACCCAGCUCUCUGACGACUGGAAAGAUGCGAAGACAGAUCCCCCAAUUAUUGAAGGAAACAUGGAAGCAGCAAAAGCAGUGGAUUUAAUCCCUUGGAUGGAGUACGAGUUUCGAGUGGUGGCAACCAAUACCUUAGGCCUGGGAGAGCCCAGUAUACCGUCAAACAAAAUUAAAACAGAUGGUGCCGCCCCGAAUGUGGCUCCUUCCGACGUGGGAGGUGGCGGCGGGAGCAACCGGGAGCUGACCAUUACCUGGGCGCCUUUGUCAAGAGAAUACCACUAUGGCAACAACUUCGGUUACAUAGUUGCAUUUAAGCCCUUUGAUGGAGAAGAAUGGAAAAAGGUGACGGUUACCAACCCAGAUACCGGCCGCUACGUGCACAAAGACGAGAGCAUGAGCCCUUCCACUGCGUUUCAGGUGAAAGUCAAGGCUUUCAACAGCAAAGGGGACGGGCCCUACAGCCUCAUCGCCGUGAUCAACUCCGCGCAGGACGCUCCCAGCGAAGCCCCGACAGAAGUAGGCGUCAAAGUCUUAUCGUCUUCUGAGAUAUCCGUUCACUGGAAGCACGUUCUAGAAAAAAUAGUGGAAAACUACCAGAUCCGCUACUGGGCCGCCCAUGACAAAGAAGCAGCGGCACACAGAGUGCAGGUCUCCAGCCAGGAGUACUCGGCCAGGCUGGAGAACCUCCUGCCGGAUACGCAGUACUUCGUGGAAGUCGGGGCCUGCAACAGUGCGGGCUGUGGGCCCUCCAGUGACGUGAUCGACACCUUCACCAAGAAAGCACCUCCCAGCCAGCCCCCGAGGAUCAUCAGCUCCGUGAGGUCGGGUUCCCGCUACAUCAUCACCUGGGACCACGUCGUCGCCCUGUCCAAUGAAUCUACAGUGACAGGAUACAAGGUUCUCUACAGACCCGACGGCCAGCAUGACGGGAAGCUGUACUCCACGCACAAGCACUCCAUCGAGGUCCCGAUCCCCAGGGAUGGGGAGUAUGUGGUCGAGGUCCGGGCGCACAGCGAUGGAGGAGAUGGGGUCGUGUCUCAAGUCAAGAUUUCAGGUGCGUCUGCCCCGUCGUCGGGUCUCCUGGGAUUGCUGCUGCCUGCCCUCGGCGUCCUCAUCUUCUUGGAGUUCUGAAUGUGGUGUCCCAGCUGCUCUUCCCACCCCGGCACUGAGGACCCGUCCGUCCCUGGGAUCACGACACUUCCUUCCAGUCCCUGUGGCUCCAUCCUAAACCAAAUGAAUUAUACUUUAACAAACUGUCCAUGACCGAGGCAUUCAGGAACCCCUUUCGUCCAAAAGAAUGAACUUUUCAAUGGGUAUAAAGUGAUUUUUAACUCGUUCCAAUAUGCCUUAUAAACCACUUAACCUGAUUCUGUGGACGCUGCAUGAUUUAAUUCAAUGGGACAAGUUACAGUGUUCAGUUCAAUACUAUAGGCUGUAGAGUGACAGUAAAAUCACCAUGCACAGGUGCUUUAAAUUUAAUAACAA